Molecule: messenger RNA, 774 nt
Organism: Nematocida parisii ERTm1
Lineage: Eukaryota; Fungi; Microsporidia
Exons: 1
Coding region: 1-774 (257 amino acids)
Source: RefSeq, a predicted model, not a curated record
AUGGGCGGAAACAGAAGAGCACAGAGAAAGCACUCAGCCGAAGAAAUGGAAGAUGACUGUGGUGACUUUAACAAAUUGUUGGGCCAGGGGUGCGAUGGAGUAAGUUCUGGGUCAGAUGAUGGAGAGUAUGCUUUCAACGAUGACGAAGCAGAUGAAAAUAUUGGAAACGCGGCAGCUGAUAGUAGUGAUGAACAAGAUGAUGAGUUAGAAAGUUCAAAUAUAGAAGAGGAGUUACUGCGAUUGGAUGAAAUGAAUAGGGCGCAGGAGGAUAUACAGCAGAAGCCUGCACAGGUAGAGGAUUUAACAAGUACGUAUCGACUACUUGCAACAAUGCAUAAAGAAGGAGCAAGUGGCACAAUUAAUUCAGCUGACUACGAAUUUUUAAAGAUUCUCGGGGACCCCAGGGCAGUUGAUCUAUUGCAAGACCAGGCAAGUGAUUUAAUCAAGCAGGUAGAGUCGCUGUUUAAGACACCCGUGUAUAAAAGAAUGAACAAACAGAAAUUACUCAGACAGCGAAUAAACUACAGCAUAUCAGACAAAACAAAGCAGUAUUUGAAUAAGUAUGACGAUAUGCCAUUUAUAGUAAACAUAACAAAGGACUUCUGUUAUAAAACAGGAACAAAGCUCUUUAGGAAAAAAACAAACACAAAACUCAUUCCAAAGAUAAAUAGGAAGGUUUAUGACAAGAUGGUUGGGUUCUGCGUUCCAGUGGGUGAGUAUACGUGCUCAGAAGAAAAGAAUAGUGAACUUAUAAAAUGUGUGUUUAUGGAGUAA